AUGCGAUUCAAUCUGACUAGAUUCAUCCAUAAGCGCGCUGUAUUCUCAAACAGCGAUAUUGGCGUGUCAUCUAAACUUCAAGAGUUCCUUCGGGGUGAUGUUUCUCUCUUCAAUAACCUGAUCCCAUACACCACCAUCCGAUCUGCUACUUUCUUCGUUUGGUGCCGUCCCAUGUCAACGACAGGUGGAACAUGGCGGAAGCAAUCCCUGCCUCCCCCUCCAAGGUCAGAGGUCUCUAUUCUCCCUUCACAGAUCUGCAGAUCCAUUCAUGUCAUGGCCUCGCUACAAUCCCUCACAUUGGAGUUGCGGCGGUUCGGCCCAGAGCAGGGAGAGUGCUUCUGCCAGUCGAUCCAAAACGUGCAAAUCUCUGUUCUAUAUCUGCGAGUCAACGGAGCCUUACCCAUCAUAAAAAACAUUCUCAAGCAAUGCUCUCGGCUAGAGGCUCUCCAUGUCUCACGCAGGAUCUGCUCGGAUGAUUUUAACAACAUUAUGGCUGAGGUCGGAUCUCCGGGGGAAAUCCAACGCUUGGCAAUUGUCCUAACUGUCGAUCCCCAUACCACUGGGGUUCGAGUUCCAUCCUUACGCUGUGAUGUUAUUAGUAAAAUCACACAUAAGUUCGGGAAUCUGACCGAGCUUAUUCUCCAUGAAGCCACCUUGCAUUACGAGCCAUUUGUUAUCUUUCACCCAACCGAAGAAGUCCGGCGUGCAGCAUUUAGGGCUGCCCUCGGCAGGGCUAUUAGAAAGAUACGGAGUCUAAGAAACCUCAAGCGGUUGGCCAUAACCAUCUGGAGAAAGGCAGUUCGAAGCCUUUAUCCCAGAGUCCCACUUCAAGAAAUGGACCGAAAGAACCACAAGUUCUACAAAUCAUGCAUCUCUGCCAUUGGAAGCAAGAUGCCUUGGCUCGAUCAGAUGGCUAUCCUCACUGAGUUUCCCAUUUAUUGGGAUGGCCAUCGCAGAGAUCCAGAUGGCAUGCAUGUCAGCCGAAAGCGCCUCGAUGAGAAUCAUGACUUCUUCCCAGCGACGGUGACUAAGGGAUAUUGA
This is a messenger RNA of Clonostachys rhizophaga, 1041 nucleotides long. The record is from the annotation of a GenBank genome assembly. NCBI's taxonomy places the organism in Eukaryota, Fungi, Ascomycota, Sordariomycetes, Hypocreales, Bionectriaceae.